This is a messenger RNA of Varanus komodoensis (Komodo dragon), 4158 nucleotides long. RefSeq names its product centrosomal protein 83 (gene CEP83). Bases 229 to 2385 code for a protein of 718 amino acids. Lineage: Eukaryota; Metazoa; Chordata; Lepidosauria; Squamata; Varanidae. The record is from RefSeq and is a predicted model, not a curated record. The transcript has 16 exons. Gene Ontology annotation, cellular component: centrosome.
CUUCCGCAUUCCCGUGAUGCUCCGAAGCUGGCGAAACCCGUGUCCGGUGGGCUUCUGCAUCUGCAGCCUUCCAAAUGGAAAGGUAGAGGAGCAUACGGGUCCCUGAAGGGCUCAAAGUAAUUUGGUCUCUGGGGAUGACCUCAGGCGAGAAAGUGGUCUCUAUGACGGUGGCAGGCUUGUGCUGACGGCAUUUUUACCUGAUUGUCAUCUCAUUAACAUUCAGUCAGAAUGGAAACUUUGUCAAAUGUCCUUCCUCCUGUGGGUGGAAGUGGUGAUCUUGGCUCACAUGCAGAAGUGCAAAAAAUGUUAAUUGAUGAAAGAAUGCGAUGUGAACAUCAUAAAACCAAUUACCAAACACUAAAAGCAGAACAUACGAGGCUACUGGAUGAGUAUACAAAAUCACAAAAUGAGCUCAAACAGCUGUUACAUGAAAAACAAACUGUACAUGAUAAAUUUCAACUUUUACUUGCUGAACUGCAAGGGGAAUUAUUGGAUAAAACUAGAGAAGUAGAAGAAUUGAAAAUGCAGGUAGUAACUCCACAGAAACUGGAACUGCUGAAAGCACAAAUACAACAUGACUUAGAAACACCUGUGAGAGAACGCUUUCGAAAGUUGGAUGAAGAAGUAGAAAAGUAUAGAAUGGAAUAUAACAAGCUUCGUUAUGAACAUACUUUCCUCAAAUCAGAGUUUGAGCAUCAAAAAGAAGAGCAUGCCCGUAUUUUAGAAGAGAAAAAAUUAAAAUAUGAAUCUGAGAUAACAAGACUGGAUAAAGAUAAGGAAGAAUUGCAUAAUCAACUGCUUAGUAUUGACCCAACAAGAGAUAAUAAGCGUGUGGAAGCACUAUUAAGAGAAAAGGCCCAGCUACUACAGAAACUGAAGGGUUUAGAAGCUGAAGUAGCAGAACUAAGAGCACAGAGAGAGAAUUCUGGAAUGCAAGCAGAAAAUGUUCAAAGAAUACAGGUCCGACAGUUAGCUGAGUUGCAAGCUACAAUGAGAUCUCUAGAGGCAGAAAAACAAUCUGUGAAGCUGCAGCUUGAGCGAGUUGAAAGAGAACUGCAGAUGAGCAGUGAGCAAAAUACACUCUUAAUGGGCAAGUUGCAUAAAGCUGAGCGAGAGAUCAAUGUCUUGUCUACUAAAGUUGAAGAACUUAAACAUUCUCACAAGUUAGAAAUAACAAACAUCAAGUUGGAAACAGCAAAAUCUAGGAGUGAAAUAGAAAGAGAGAAAAACAAGAUGCAAAGUGAAAUAGAUGGGUUACGAUCAGAUAAUGAAAUACUUAAGGCAACACUUGAGCGGCACAAAAUCCUUUCAGUAGAAAAGGAUCGUGAAAUAGUACGCAAAGUACAAGCAGCAAGAGAGGAAGGUUUCCAGAAACUUGCUGCAUUACAGGAGGAAAAGUUAGAACUUGAGACCAAAUUAGCUGAACUAGAGAAAUUCAAAGUGGAACAAGAUGCUCAGAGACAGUCAGAAAAGGACCAGUAUGAUGCAAAGUUAUCUGCUGUGCAGUUGACCGAAGAGUCCAGCAGAAAGGAAAUCCAGAAUCUUAGACUGAAACUUCAACAGCAAGUUACUAAUUCAGAGGAACUAGAAAGAGAGAAAAGUGAAAAUGCAACUCUAAAGCAGCACAUCCAUGAUUUGCAACUGCAAGUGGCUUCACUUUCACAGUCAGAGAAUGAUUUGCUGGAUUCCAGUCAGAAACUCAAGGAAAUGCUGGAAAGAUUAAAGCAUGAAUGCAGGACUGCACACAGUCAAGCAGAAAGAGCUCAGUUAGAUGCAGAGAAAAAUUUGGAAGACAAACGUGUAGAAUGGCUGGAAGAAAAGCAUAAACUUAUUCAGCGCAUCACAGAGAUGGAAGAGAAGAACAACCAGAUAAAAGAGAAACUGCAUCGAGCAGCAGUCGCUCAGAAAAAGAGGAAGACUCUUAAUGAGAAUAAGCAAAAGAAAUUGCUGAAAAAAAUAGAGCUUUUAGAAGCCAAAAGAGAAGAACUAGAAACUGAAAAUCAAGUAUUAAACAGACAGAAUGUUCCUUUUGAAGAACAUAUUCGCCUUCAGAAAAGACUAAAGGAUUUACAGCGUAGGCAUAAUGAAUUCCGCAGGUUAAUUCUGUUUCCUAAUAUUCCAACACUGAAUCCAGUCAGCUUACUAUCUUCAACUUUGAUUGCUGGACCAGAACCAUCCUUUCCUCUGUUGCAGGAGGAACAGCAUCAAAGAGAGCUCUCCCUGCUUCGCAAACGUCUGGAAGAACUAGAAACUACACAGAGAAAACAGUUGAGAGAGCUUGGGGCUUCAAAUGAGCGAUCUCGGUCGGUAGUAAGUACAGAUUCAAACGCUGAUAGAAACAAGCUUGUUGAAGAGUAUGAUCUACCAUCUGGGGAUGCCAAAUAAAAACUAAACUCUAAAUCAUUACUUUCCAUACUUUGCCAAAAUCACUGAACCUAGAAGUGCCUUGAAAUAUAGGAAAGGUCUAACUAUUCUGCAUAAUUUUGUAUUUUAAUACAUUUUUAAACAACAUAUGACAAGUAAAAUUAAUGUUGAGGCAAUCUUAUAUUGUAAGAAAUGUUGCACUAAAAGCUUUUCUCUAACAAGACCAUUUUCAAGUUGCUAAGACAGCUUGGUCAUUUGAAAAAAAAAAAUACUGGAAAGUUUCCACUUCUAUGUAUCAUGUUUUCCAACUUUUACCAGUACUUGAGUCUCCUUAAGACUGGCAUCAUGCAAUUAAAAUACUGAAAUAAUUAAAAACUAAAUCAGUCAACAUUUGUUGUGAAGGCAGGUAAGAUUUUGGGAUUAUGAUAUAUGUAUUUUAACUUUAUAAAGAACUGUCUGCACUUUAAUAUAAUGAAUUAUGAAAAGAAGUAAUCAAGUUUUUAAAAUUAUUAUAAGUGAAAUAUGAAGCCUGUAUAUGCUUUUAACCUUAUCCAGAGAAAGUGAUUUUUUGUUGUGAAGGAAAUUUUUAUUAAAGUGAUCAUAUCUAUUUAUUAUAUUUUUGUAAACUCUAACUUGUUGUGUGUUUGAUUUAAUUCCAGUAUUGGUAAGAAAGUACUAGUUUGGGAUCACUGUUUUUUCUUUCUGAGGUAGGUCAGGCUGGGAAUGAGUGUAUAGUUAUUUUAUAACUAUUUUCCAUCUGACACUGAUGCAGCGCAUUUGGGCUGGGAUGCUUAUUUGCUGUGUGGAUAAGAAUCUGAAUUUAGGAAAAAGUGGAGAAUAAUUUCUGUUGUGAGCUGAUGUUCCUUCUUUGACCAUUUUCCAUGUUUCAAAGUACAAAUCACCUACUCUAUGCAUGCACAGGAUUAAUUGUUGAACUCAUUCUAGAGUUUAGCUCCAAGAAAUCUUCUUAUGAAUAUGCUGGGCCCCAUCCCUUUGGGAGGGGCUUUCUGUAAGUGAGCACACCUCUUCUCUGCAUGUUGCCCAUUCAGUUGGGUCUGCUGCUGCUGCCUUACCAUGGGGUUGAGCACAAAGGGGUGGACCUGGUCUGCAUCUGAAAAUUUCUCAUUCUCAGAGGCCCCUCUGGUUUGGCAAAGGGGCUCGCCUUGAAAUUAUCACAUCGCCUUCCCUCUUCUUAGAAUCUCGACCUAGCCCAUUCUCCACAGUCCCACUAUAAUCUUUUUCACUUUCUGAUUUUGAAGACUCUGAGAGGCAAUUUUGGGCAAUCUCAGAAGCCUGUGAGAUUGCCCAAGUCUGAUAUCCUCCUUAUCCCCAACCCUUCCUCGUUGUACAUCAGUCUCCUUCAAAGUAUCUGACUUCUUGUAUAGAGUGAUCACCUCAGUUGUUGGGCUGCUGUUUGGCAAAAAAAAGGCAGACCAAUGCCCAGGCUGUGUUAAUGUCUCAUACUGCAUCCUAUAUGGCAGUGGAAUGGCAAGGAGCAUACUCUCAUUGCAUUAGAUAAAGCUUCAAGGUCAAAACCAAAAUGAGUGAGAGGUGAUUUCAUGCCACUCUGUUUUUGUAUUCACAAAGCAGUGGCUCUAUAAUUGAAACUGUAUAAAUACCAGUUCUGAAACAAUUUGUCCUAUUUAAAUUAACCCCUUUAAAUAAUGUGAAUAAUGAUGCAUGGGCUUGAAAAGUUGGAGCACAUGUUAAGCAAAAUUUCUAAGCUGAACAAAACUAACUACAAAACUGAACAUCAGAUACUUUGUAUUUAAAAUAAAACAUUUCAUGUAAACA